CCACGUAAGUCCGCGCAACCAGCUGGUUCAUGGGAGCUCAUCGCAACAGAUAACGGUCAACGUAUGUCACGUCUUGACCAUGAUGUAGUCAUAAAUAUAUCACACACCUCUGUAAUAGUCCCAAGCACUUCAGAGGAGAGUGCAGUAUAAAAUUGUUGAGAUGGAACAUGUCUGCCAUCAAGACAGGGUUAGGACACCAGCAUGCAUACAGAGACGAAAUCGUGGAGACAAAGCCCGGCGCGAUGAUGGCACCCAUCUUCUCUUCGACAACAUCAACAGCAAUGUGAUGAGCGCGCAAUUUCCUACACGACCAAUUUCAAGACUCACAGGGCAUAAUGGCCAAGUGCUCGCCCUCUGUUACAGCGCCGGAACAGGCCAAUACCUCUUGACCGGUAGUACCGACCGUCAUGUCCGCCUCUUUAACCCAGCCACCGGUCUCGAAGUCCAGAAAUACAGCGCUCAUGGAUAUGAGGUACACGAUAUAAGCGUCGCGCAAGACAACGAUCGCUUCAUCAGUGUUGGCGGCGACAAGACGGUUUUCCUCUGGGAUGUCACUACGCAUCAAACUCUACGACGGUGGAGUGGGCAUGCUGGAAGAAUCAAUGCUUGUGCUUUUGCUGGCGAGGGAGAUUCUCUCGUCGUGACUGGCAGUUUUGAUUCGACGGUCAAGAUAUGGGAUUGCAAGCAACGAGGCGAGAAACCGAUCAUGAGUCUAUCAGAAGCAAAAGAUGCUGUCUCCAGUAUCUCGGUUUCUGGCGCCGAGAUUCUGACCGGUAGUGUGGAUGGCAGGGUGAGGUGUUAUGAUGUUAGGAUGGGUGUUGUUGAUCAAGAUGUACUCGGCCAUCCAGUCACUUCUGUUACACCCACCGUCAACAACGACUCCUACCUUGCCAGCACUUUGGACUCGACAUUACGACUCAUGGAUAAAAGAGAUGGCAAGCUGCUUCAAGCUUUCAGGGAUCCUGGUUUCAAGAACACGAAUUACAGGUUACGGUCUACACUGGCAGCUGGAGAUAGUCUUGCCAUCUCAGGCUCGGAGGACGGUCACAUUUAUGUCUGGGAUCUGUUGACGGGUAGUUUGGCUCACAAGCUCAAGCACUCUGCUCCAGCCCUGACGGAUGGCUCCAAGAGCUUCGUAUCCAUGUCCUCCAAAAGAGAUGUUGUCAACACGGUCGUGUGGAACCAGUUGAGGAAGGAAUGGGCUAGUGCUGGUGGAGAUGGCAGUGUCGUCGUCUGGGGCGCUUGAAAUUAGCGAAACAACAUCAAAAUCAAUGUGUUGCUCAUCGCACAUGCGCUAUUGCUUCACCAUUUCGCUUGAGACGCGAAUCCCUCUUGUCUCUGGUGCUAUCCCACAUACCGGUAGCCUGCUCCUUCUUGUUGAGCACUUAUUCCGGGUCCAUCGCUCAGCCACACUCGAUCGAUUUAUGAGAAGGGCUGUUGACUAAUCAGUAUGUUGUUCCAAGUGUCAUGGUAAA
This is a messenger RNA of Aureobasidium subglaciale EXF-2481, 1475 nucleotides long. RefSeq lists its product as uncharacterized. The transcript has 3 exons. Gene Ontology annotation, cellular component: catalytic step 2 spliceosome. Lineage: Eukaryota; Fungi; Ascomycota; Dothideomycetes; Dothideales; Saccotheciaceae. The record is from RefSeq and is a predicted model, not a curated record. Gene Ontology annotation, molecular function: protein binding. Gene Ontology annotation, biological process: mRNA splicing, via spliceosome. The coding region runs from base 161 to 1246 and encodes 361 amino acids.